AUGGGGGUGUGCGUGGUCCUGCUCUGCCACAUGCUCCUCCAGCGCAGGAAACGCCUGCAUGGACCCAGAGCUGACGGGGCAGCCACCAUUCAGGGCCGGAGGGACCCCCUCCCCAUGCCUGUAGCCCUCCGGGUCUCCCCCGCCUCGGGGCAGAGGCAGUGCUGUCCCGUCCCGCUUGCAGGGCGCAGGACUCCCAUCUUCCCCGGCUGGGACCUGGACAAGCUGCUGUCGGACCUGCGGUCCUUCCUCCUCAUCCUGGACCGGGAAAGCCUCAGCACCGCGGCUCGGGCCAAGAAGAAGUCGGUGGCUGAUCUCCUCUCCCGGCUGCAGAGCCCCCCAUCAGAGGAUGCGGAGUACAUGAUCAUGCGCUGCCUCUCGCCUUCGCCAGGGACCCCGCAGGGCCGGGCCAGCCCGGGAACCAGGACGGCAGAUGCAAGGGGAGGGAGAGCCUGCGAGUGUCGCCCGGCCAGCACCCUGAGCCUGCAUGGAGGGAGCAAGGUGCCGGGUGUCUCGCUAUCCCCACCAACCGACGACUCCUAUGAAGAUGCCGAACCCCUCGGCCCUGGCAGAUGCACUGGCUCCGGCGGUGCCGACUCCGACAGCAGCCACUAUGAGUCGUACGGGGAGGAUGAGGACAGCGUGACGGACCGUGCCCACUACCUGUGGCAGCCGCCGGCUGCCGGCCCCGAUGCCGAGGCCCCCGGCCGCCCCGAGGCGCAGCUCUGCGGCUUCCUCUGGAGGAAGCGCUGGCUGGGGCAGUGGGCAAAGCAGCUCUUCAUCGUCCGGGAGCACGUGCUGCUGUGCUUCAGGUGUGCCGCUGACCUGCAGCCCGUGCUGGAGCUGGACCUGCGGGGCUGCCACGUCACCUACAAAGCCAAGCGUGGCAAGAAGAUGCCGCACACCCUGAAGGUGAUGGGGAUGGCGGGCGAGGCACUGGUCAUCGGCUUCCAGAGCCGGCAGCAGGCUGAGGACUGGAGGAAGGUGAUCGAAGAGGUCAGCAGCGAUGCCCCGAGCGGGCUGGCAGCCGUCAGUGUCCCAGCGUCACCCUCCUCGAGGCUCGGCAGGGCUGCCGGGUCCCAGCUCGGCAAGGAGGAAGAUUGCUCCCGGCAGAGCCCUGCCCGCAGCCCCCGGCCCGGAGAGGAUGCUAAAGGAGGUUUCCUGGCGGUGCGGCUGCGUGGGCGGUGGCAGCGACUGUGGUGUGCGGUGCGGCAGGGAGCCCUGCGCAUGUUCCCCGAGCCCGGUGGCGCCCAGCGCCCCGUCUGUGCCCUGCGGCUGGAGGGCUGCGAGGUCUCUCCCGGGGCGGCUGCCGGCUCCCCCCAGCGCCUCCGCAUCCGCAUCGCCCAGCGGGGCCGGGAGCUCGCCCUGCUGCAGCCGGCCGGCAACAGCCCCUGCACCGAGACCUCCAGGCUGGGCGAUGCCAGCAGCUGCCCUGCUGCAGGCGGGCUGCUGCUACGCCGUGUCCCGAACCCCAACGCCUACAUGGACGACCCCUUCAGGCAGCUCCCGCCAGCCGAGACCCCCAAGCACCUCUACUCCAACGUGGAGCGGCUGCAGCAGCUGCAGCAGAGCUUGGACCGAGCAGUGCAAGGGCAGUGCAAGAGACCAGUGUCUGCGCUGCCCACCGGUGCCUGCAGCAACAUUCCAGGCAGCGCCCUGCCCUCGCAGGCAGCUCUCCGGGGCAGGGCUGCCAGCCCGCAGCGGGCGAAGGUGAGCCCCGAGCUCCGGAGCAGGGAUCUCUCCCGGUCCCAGCGCACCCUGACGCUGCCCGAGAGGAAAGGGGCUCGGGACGGGCUGGAUAUCCUCAUCGGGAAGAGAGCCUUCCCCAAGCUGGAGGAGAAGGUGGGGCAGCUGGAGAGGGCCUGCCGCAUGAAGGGCAGGCUGAAAGCCGGCUCCGAGAUGAACCUGCUGGCCAUCGGCAAGUCGCUGAAGGGCCACAUCGCCGCCACCACCAGCUCGGCUGGCUCCGAGGGAGUGUGA
Messenger RNA from Aptenodytes forsteri (emperor penguin), 1977 nucleotides. RefSeq names its product actin filament-associated protein 1-like 2. Gene Ontology annotation, biological process: regulation of mitotic cell cycle; regulation of interleukin-6 production; positive regulation of interleukin-8 production. The record is from RefSeq and is a predicted model, not a curated record. Bases 1 to 1977 code for a protein of 658 amino acids. Gene Ontology annotation, cellular component: cytosol. Gene Ontology annotation, molecular function: SH2 domain binding; SH3 domain binding. The transcript is spliced from 16 exons. Lineage: Eukaryota; Metazoa; Chordata; Aves; Sphenisciformes; Spheniscidae.